Sceloporus undulatus (fence lizard) is the source of this 4063-nucleotide messenger RNA. It is a transcript of the gene LRRC55, whose product is annotated as leucine rich repeat containing 55. Gene Ontology annotation, molecular function: voltage-gated potassium channel activity; transmembrane transporter binding; potassium channel activator activity. Gene Ontology annotation, cellular component: voltage-gated potassium channel complex. The coding region runs from base 1402 to 2307 and encodes 301 amino acids. The transcript is spliced from 3 exons. Lineage: Eukaryota; Metazoa; Chordata; Lepidosauria; Squamata; Phrynosomatidae. The record is from RefSeq and is a predicted model, not a curated record.
GCGAAGGAGGGAAGAGGAGGUGGGGAAAGACCUGGCUGAAAUGACACACAUGCACACGCACCCAGCAACAGCAUCUGCGAGUCCAUAAGACGCUGACAUUGAAAUUCCCUUGGCACCUCCUUGUCUUCUAGAGGCACAGAUGAAGGAAGGGUGAAAGGAGGCAAGAGGAAGCAGAAGGGAAUGGGAAGGCACAGUCUCUGUCACGAAGCAGGAGACCCUCUCAAAGGAUGGAAUGAAGUCAGGAUCAGAGCUGAGCUGAGCGACCAAAAAAUUAGCAAUAUAUAGAUGUCCUCUCCACAGAGUUACUCAACAAGAAUCCUGCUAAUGUCUGCUGUGAACAAAGACCAAGCUUAUAGGAGAACGUCAUAUCUCUUGUCCUGGCCCUUUUAUUUUAUUCAGAUCCUGUGGACAUUCUCAUUUACUCUCAUAUAUCUGGGUCAGCAUUUUAAAGAGAGAAACACCAUGAUUCUAAGCUGUCAGUUCUAUGGAAUUCUGUGGCUUUUUUGGUAGUUCCAAAGUAAGGAGCACUCUCAUAAACUGAACAAUGACUGCCUAUCUUCUUCCAAGACAAAAGAAGUCAUGGACUCCUAUGUGGCUUGUAUCCAGCCUUAGUUCCUCUUGACCUUUUCAAGAGAGCCUCCCCAACUCUUAUCUCCAGUUUAGCAACACACUUAUCAGGGGUAUGCUGACACAUGGAAAUGGAAUAUGGAGAGUUCUUAAAACUUCAUGUUUCAUUUAUGAAUGCUCAGUUCUAAUGACACAUCAGUGAUGAGACCUUUAAAAACAUCUCUAAUGUCCUUUCUAAUGGCACCUCUCCUCCUCCAGGAGAAAACCCUGUCAGUUCUAUAGAACUGCAAGUGGAUGUACCAGAACUGCAAAAUUUAUUUGACUCACUAUAUAUGUCUCGUGUGACAAAGAACAUCAGCAUCUUAUGUCUCCAAGAGAUAACACAAGGUAAAAAUAAGUUUUAAAAAGGAACAAAUAUUCUUUUAAUUCAAGCUGAAGAGAUUCGAGGAUCAACAAACACUGGGUAAAACCACCAACUUUAUUUGCAUAUGUUUCUUUUUGCCAUAUACUUUUGAUUUCUCCAUAGACCAAGGCAAGGUUCAUCAGACAUGUAUGUAUACUGUUAGAUUUUUCUUUUCUACUUGCCCUCCUACAGGGGAAAAAAGAUAUCCAGGCAGCUAAAUUAACUACUAAAGGUCAUCAGCUUCUGGCCCAACUAGAGCUCUUUUAUGGUACAUACUUCUAUAAGUGCCUCAAUAUUAGGUUCAUUGUCCCACCUUCCUCCCAGCCAGAUUGUAGCAGCCUUCAUAUUUAAUUUGCAUAUUUCUGUCUCCACCCACUGCUCUCCCUUCUAGAUUGGCCUUUCCUCUGCCAUGUAGCUUUUAGCUUGCCAAAAUGAGUGCAGACUACGUCCAACUGGGAGGAGAGCAGUUUGUACCCCAUGGCUACCCUUCCGUGAUAUUCAGCCCUUUCCUUGUAGCAGUGGUGGUGGUCUUUGCUAGUGCUGUCACUGGCUGUCCAGUCCUGUGCACAUGUCGCAGCCAGGUUGUGGAUUGCAGUGGGCUUCGACUCUUUUCAGUGCCACCUGAUCUUCCGUUGGACACUCGAAACUUAAGUCUGGCUCACAACCGCCUCACAACUAUCCCUCCUGGAUACCUUACCUGUUAUACCGAGCUGAGGAUGUUGGACUUGCGGAACAACUCCCUUGUUGAAUUACCUGUUGGACUCUUUUUGACCUCCAAGCGCCUGUCCCACCUGGACUUGAGCUACAACAACUUGACUCACUUGGUGGCCGAUAUGUUCCAGGAGGCCUACAAUCUGGUGCAUAUUGACUUGAGCCACAAUCCCUGGCUCAGGAAGGUACACCCCCAGGCUUUCCGGGGCUUGGUCCAACUACGUGACCUUGAUCUCAGCUAUGGGGGCCUGUCUUUCCUUAGCCUUGAAGCCCUGGAGGGUCUCACAGGCUUGGUGACUCUUCAGAUUGGAGGCAAUCCCUGGGUGUGCGGUUGCACCAUGGAGCCACUGCUGAAGUGGCUGAGAAAUAGGAUCCAACGGUGCAUGUCAGAUACACAGCUGGCAGAAUGCCGGGAACCACCUGAAGUGGAAGGAGCCCCUUUGUUUUCCCUGACGGAGGAGAGCUUCAAGGCCUGCCACCUGACCCUGACACUGGAUGAUUAUCUCUUCAUUGCCUUUGUGGGUUUUGUAGUUUCCAUUGCUUCAGUUGCCACCAACUUUCUUCUAGGCAUCACGGCCAACUGUUGCCACCGUUGGAGCAAGGCAAACGAGGAUGAGGAGAUGUAGCCACAUGGCCUGAUCCUUGCAGCUCCUGCAUUGCUUACUGCCAGGGGGAUGUUGAGGGCUAUCAUGUUCAGGGGAAGCAAAAGGACUUGUCUUUUCCCUGCUCUGCCAUUUUUUUGAGACUUCCUUCUCACCAGCUCCUGGACAAGAGCACUGGACCAGACCGCCAAUGACCAGUCUUUCUUACUGGAGACAGGGGACAGGGCCAGCAAGAGUAGAGAGAUUGAAGUGUGCCUUGUACAAUCCUUUUCACACUGGAAACACCCAGUGAGCCAUGUCUAAAAAAUGACAGGAAAGCUUUGAUAAGACAGUCAAGCCAUUCUUCAUCCUUUGCUCUGACAUGCACAGCAGUGUACAUGUACAUAUACACACAUUGUACUCACACAUACUUUUUGCACCCUUUUCAGUCCAAGCAUUGAGUUCACAGCCAUAGCAUCAAAAACAUUCAUAUCUACUCUUGUUUUCAUGUCAUAUUCAACUACUGAUUGAUGUCAUGGAAAAAAUCAACGGCUUUUCCCAUUAGAGGAUCUGAAGCUUUCUUUCUAAGCAUCCCAUCCCAUUAUUGCAUAGUUCUGAUAGCUGUCCUUCUCCAGGUUGGAAGAAUUGUAUUUCAAACCAUUCCAACAAAUGCCAGUGGCCAUGCUUUCAAUUUAUUUCUAUAUACAACGCUUUCAUUAUUAGGCUUCCCAAGAUAAUUUUAAAAGCAAAAAAGGGCCAGAUAAACCCAUAUUUAAAGCUAUUAUUCAUCACUAUUGCUACAAUUUGCACAAGUGUUUGCUGGGUCUACAAGUGGCCUUUUACAAGCCAGCUGUUGCUUUAGGUGGCUAAUGGUUAAAGGGUUUCUGACUUGGGAAGAAACCCCUAUACAGUAUAUGUAUAGGUUGCACAUGAAAAUGAAGGAAAACCUUACAAUAAAGACUCAUCACAUCCCAGUGUGUCAUUCAGAAAGGAAGGGGCAGCAUGUGAUUUAACAAAGUUGGGAUGGCAAGUACAAUACUGUACUGAGGACAGACUGGAAGUGACUGUAGAUCAGGGUAGGUGAGACUAAAAAACUUGAAUUGAAUCAGCACAUUCAAGGCUUAGCCACAGAGGCAAAAAAAAAUAAAAUAAAAAAAAGACUACAAAGAAAACAAAAGCUGCAAUGUAACAACUUGCCUGAGAAAGAUUUUUAAGAGAAUAAAGUUAUAAAUGGUUAAAAUUGGGUAUUUUAAUAAUUUAUAACUUUAUUCUCUUAAAAUCCUUUCUCAGGCAAGUUUUGAAUUCUUCAUAGUAUCUGCAACUUUGAUUUUCUUCAAGUCUUUUUUGUAAACAUGUACACACAUUUUGAGGUUGUAUCAGUUUUAUACCCAUUUAAUUGUCAUCGUUUACCCCCAAAAAAUCUUAGGAAUUGUAGUUUGGCCCAAAUGUUCCAAAUUUCUUCUAUCAGAGAUCCCUAGCUCCAGAACAAAUAAGGAGUAAACCAAGCCAGUAGUGUAGAUAAUAGGUCCUUUGAGCAUUUCAGGGUUCUUUUGGCUUUGCUCAAAGCUCUGGCAGCAGGUGGUGCUACAAGUCAGGACUGAAAGCACCAAGGCAUGGCAUAAGAUUAGAAGGCAACAUCAAGUCUAGUUAUAGGAGAGAUGGUUUUCCCUUGAUCACAAACCACUGAAGUGAAGAAAGUUUGCAGGGAAGACUCUGGCAUUUAUUUCUGAUUCUUAACCCCCUUUGCUAUCCCAAGCCAUUUCAUAUUCUCCCACACCCAACAUAAGAACAUUUUGUUUAC